This is a messenger RNA of Entamoeba invadens IP1, 420 nucleotides long. RefSeq lists its product as hypothetical. NCBI's taxonomy places the organism in Eukaryota, Evosea, Mastigamoebida, Endamoebidae. The coding region runs from base 1 to 420 and encodes 139 amino acids. The record is from RefSeq and is a predicted model, not a curated record. The transcript has a single exon.
AUGCAGAAGCCGUCGAAGCGUUUCAAACUCGAAAUUAACAAGAUGGAAGACAAAGCAGCAGCCCAAGCGACGACCGGAGUGACAUCAUUGAAGAUGCCCGUUAUAGUAGAAGCGGCACUUGCAAAUUUGUGUGCGAUAGCGUCGUUGAUCUUCUUUGCCUUUGAGAAGGAGAAUUUGUAUGUGCGAGCACAUGCGUUGCAUUCGAUCUUCUUUUUUGUCGUGUGCGCCAUCAUUGGGUUCCCAUUUUUCUUAUUCUGUGUCAUAUUGGGAGGUGCUAUGGAAGGAAUUUAUAUUGCUCUGAUAGUCAUUUACUGUGUCCUGAGAAUCGUUCUCAUCGUGUUGGCUUGCGUCUUCGCAAAAUCUGAGAGGUUUUUGACUCUUCCAAUACUCAGUUCCUUCAUCUUAAAACUCGCUAAUUAA